This is a messenger RNA of Xenopus laevis (African clawed frog), 3930 nucleotides long. RefSeq names its product interleukin-1 receptor accessory protein-like 1 (gene il1rapl1.L). The coding region runs from base 1099 to 3189 and encodes 696 amino acids. NCBI's taxonomy places the organism in Eukaryota, Metazoa, Chordata, Amphibia, Anura, Pipidae. The transcript has 11 exons. The record is from RefSeq and is a predicted model, not a curated record.
AGCUUGUUACUGUAACAUAAGCCUGUGCUGGGUUAAUUCAGCCUUUCUAUAGAGGAGGUUGGAAAGCUGUGUGUGUGCUUGUGGAUUGGCUACGACUAAGACAUCCAUUGGGUGGCAGUAAUAGUAUCUUCUUUAUGACUUGCAGUUGCAGCAAGCCAGAGAAUGCAUUCAAUCAAAUGAGGAGAUCUUGUUGAAACACUGGAUUCAUUUAUGCAUUGCAGUUUCUCCCCCCCUCCUCUUUUUUGCUGUCUAUCUGUGCUUCUUUGCUUCAACCUCCCCACCCUGUUCUUCCCCUUUUCUUUUUUUCCCCCCCUCUUGUGAUUUAUUUUCUUCUUCUGGGAUCGUGGCUGUUCAUCAAGUUCCCCCUUUAUUCCUGCGCUGCUCACUUGUCAUCUUUAUGGGAGAUUAGCAUCAUUCGGAGCUAACAGACAACUGAUUUUUAAUCGCUUCCACCCCCCCUUCAAGCGUUUGGGAGCGUUAGGACCCAGGAGUUCUUUUUCACAUAGCGGUACAGUGCAAGGAAAACCCCAUCGGAUCCUUCAUUGCAGGAUACUUGUGAAAUACACAGAGAUUUUCUUCGGUCCCCCCCUCCACCUCCUCCUUCUCUGGCUGCAUCUUGAAUAUGGAGCUGGUGCAUGUAUAGUGGAGCUUUACAGUGAAAGACUGCAGGCGCACUGAAGAAUUCCCCCCUGUCCUGCUCAUAACAGACUUCUCUGCCCUUUUCUAUUUUUUUUUUCAUGCCAGUUUUGUUGUUUUUUUGCCUCACACCUGGAUUGGAUCUUCUUCUUCCCUGAACAGAGCUGGGGGUACUUUGAGAGCUGGGAAGCAGCAGCAGCAGAUUUUCUAAGGAUACAUGGAAUUAUCAGCUUUGCUAGGGAACUUGGCACCUGUUCCUGGGGAUCUUCAUACUGAUUGCUAGCACUAGACAGCCAGCCUAGGAAAUUAAAAAAAUAAAUAAAAUAAAAUAAAAUAUUUCUGGGGGUGAAAAAGUGGAUCUGCUGGGAGAUGACCAGUGAGCGGCAAUCACCUCAUUGACUGAUACCCACAUUGGAACAAUCUGAAAGAUCCUACUGGAGAACUACCAUUGAAAAGUGAAAGAUGAAAGCUCCUAUUCCCCAUCUGAUCCUCUUAUAUGCUACAGUAACACACAGCUUGAAGGUGGUGACUAAAAGGGGGUCUGCUGAUGGAUGCACAGACUGGUCUGUGGAUUACAAAAAAUAUCAAGUCAUGGUGGGGGAACCAGUGCGAAUUAAAUGUGCACUAUUUUAUGGCUACAUCAGAGCAAACUACACUGUUGCACAAAGUGCUGGACUCAGCUUGAUGUGGUAUAAAAGUACAGGACCUGGAGACUUUGAAGAGCCAAUUGCGUUUGAUGGAAUAAGAAUGAGUAAAGAAGAAGAUGCUAUUUGGUUUAGACCAACAGUGACUGAAGAUAGUGGCCAUUAUGCGUGCGUAAUAAGAAACUCAACCUACUGUAUGAAGGUGUCUAUAUCCUUGGCAGUAGGAGACAAUGAUACUGGAUCCUGCUAUAACUCCAACAUGAAAUACCCUGAAAAAGCAGAGCUUAGCAAAAGCAAAGAAAUUUUAUGCCCUGAUAUAGAAGAUUUUAUUAUGCCAUAUAGGGAACCAGAAAUCAAAUGGUAUAAGGAAUGCAAAGCAAAGACCUGGAGACCAAGUAUUGUUUUUAAAAGGGAUACUUUGGUAAUCAGAGAAGUCAGAGAAGAUGAUAUUGGGAAUUAUACUUGUGAACUGAAAUAUGGAAGUUUUUUCGUGAGAAGAACGACAGAACUAAAGGUCACUGCACCUCUGACAGAUAAACCACCAAAGCUACUAGAGCCAUUGGAAAACAAGCUGACAAUUCAAGAGGCACAGAUUGGCAGUUCUGCUAACCUGACCUGCAGAGCCUUCUUUGGCUAUAAUGGAGCUGUUGUUCCUGUAAUUUACUGGAUGAAAGGUGAAAAAUUCAUUGAAGAUUUGGAUGAAAAGAGAGUCAGAGAAAGUGACAUUAGAGUACUUAAGAAGCAUCUAGGAGAGGAGGAAGUUGCAAUCUCAUUGAUAUUUGAUUCUGUUGAAGAUGGCGACUUGGGAAAUUAUUCUUGCUAUGUUGAGAAUGGAUAUGGACGUAGGCAUGCCAGUGUUUUUCUCCAUAAAAGGGAGCUUAUGUACACAGUUGAGCUUGCUGGAGGCCUUGGUGCUAUUCUUCUCCUGCUUGUUUUUCUGGUCACCAUCUACAAGUGUUAUAAGAUUGAACUGAUGAUAUUCUAUAGAAAUCACUUUGGAGCUGAAGAACUGGAUGGAGACAACAAAGAUUUUGAUGCAUAUUUAUCAUACACAAAAGUGGAUCCUGACCAUUGGAACCAAGAAACGGGCGAAGAAGAGAGGUUUGCCCUGGAAAUUCUGCCUGAUAUGCUUGAAAAACACUAUGGGUACAAGCUGUUCAUACCCGACAGAGAUUUAAUCCCCACAGGAACUUACAUUGAAGAUGUGGCAAGAUGUGUGGACCAAAGCAAACGGCUUAUAAUUAUCAUGACUCCCACUUACGUUGUGAGAAGGGGUUGGAGUAUAUUUGAACUAGAGACCAGGCUCCGGAAUAUGCUCAUCACAGGAGAAAUAAAAGUGAUCCUCAUUGAGUGUAGCGAAUUGCGUGGAAUUAUGAAUUAUCAAGAGGUGGAAACUCUCAAACAUACCAUAAAACUUCUAACUGUGAUCAAAUGGCACGGGCCAAAGUGCAACAAGUUAAAUUCCAAAUUCUGGAAACGUUUACAAUAUGAAAUGCCUUUUAAAAAAAUUGAACCCAUAACACACGAGCAGGUUCUAGAUGUCAGUGAGCAGGGUCCUUUUGGGGAACUGCAGACGGUCUCUGCAAUUUCAAUGGCUGCUGCCACAUCUACUGCAUUAGCUACUGCCCAUCCUGACAUCCGCUCCACUUUUCAUAAUACGUACCAUACACAGAUGCGACAGAAACACUAUUAUAGAAGCUAUGAAUAUGAUGUACCUCCUACUGGCACCCUGCCUCUUACCUCAAUAGGUAAUCAGCAUACCUACUGCAACAUACCUAUGACACUUAUUAAUGGACAACGGCCACAGACAAAAUCAAACAGGGAGCAGCACCCAGACGAGGCCCAUACAAACAGUGCUAUUUUGCCGCUUUUGCCAAGGGAAACAAGUAUUUCCAGUGUUAUCUGGUGACAGGAAUGGUAGGGGCACAAGAGCCCUCCAUCACAGAUAGAAGCGGAAAAUGCAGUCUGGUGCCUGGAACUUCGUCCUCGACUGCUGCUGUUAAACAUGCAUUACAAUCGUUAACAAUUUUUGAGGAAAAACAGGGUCUUGUACAUAUUUUUUGCAAUUUCUUUGUAGCAUCAGUGUCUUCCUGUUUUACCCAUGUCUAUUGCCAUUACAUUUUGACUUUGUUUUAUAUGUCAAUGAAUUUUGUCUAGUUACAUUUUUUAAUGAACAGACUGAUAUAUAGAUAGGAAACUUUUUUUUCCCUUUUGCUUUAAGUCUAGUUUUUUAGAAUUUUUUUCUUUUAUUUUUAAUUUUUUUUUUCCAAAGUUUGGAAUGCUUGAACAAACCAUUGUGGCCCAAUAAGGAGCAACGUUCAUUUUUGUUGGUUUAUCUGGUAAUCUGCAUUACUGAUGCCCAGCCUUCACUGACAGAAGAGCAAAGUAUUCAAGAUUCCAAGAACUCCUAUUUUCAUUUGAUUUUUUUUUUUCAGAAUAACCUAGCAAAGCAAAGCUCAGUUUAAUUUUCUUUUGCCCCACCUGUCUGAUGGCAGCAUGCUCAGUAACACUUCAAGAUGGUCUGAUUGUCUAACUUUUAACUUACUUAAAUGUUUGUCAAACAACAAGAUCCCUGGUCUGUAUUUAUUGCUUUGCAGUAACCUAGUUCCUAGAAAGCAGUUUGACUGGAAAAGUAAAGGUUUUUAUCCAC